Molecule: messenger RNA, 14752 nt
Organism: Mytilus trossulus (common blue mussel)
Lineage: Eukaryota; Metazoa; Mollusca; Bivalvia; Mytilida; Mytilidae
Product: dynein beta chain, ciliary-like
Exons: 50
Coding region: 123-13529 (4468 amino acids)
Biological process (GO): microtubule-based movement
Cellular component (GO): dynein complex
Molecular function (GO): dynein intermediate chain binding; dynein light intermediate chain binding; minus-end-directed microtubule motor activity
Source: RefSeq, a predicted model, not a curated record
GCCACCUACAAUAGCAGACGACAGAAAUGAACGCGGGGUUAAACGAAUGUGGAAAAGAAAUGAAUAAGUGGAAAGCCCGUCAAAAUUAGAAAGCGACAGAUAGUGACUGAAAAAUUACAGUCAUGUCUGUUAAAGAUCUCGGUCUAAAUGAUGUUCGCAUAGAAUUCCAGGCUGAAUAUGCUUUAAAAUCUUUAAACAUCAAGCCAGACAAAAUUUCCAAAUUGUUCAGUUUGGAAGAAACAAAACAACUGUUCAUAGAUUUCUUUGACAAAGCAGACAACAGAAUAUUAGUCAUUGCCCAGCCUUCUGGUGCACUUAAUGCGCUGGUUGAAUUUCCCGGAAAACCAAGAGGAAAGGCUUGCUAUUUUGUGAAGAAAAACAAAGAAAGCCUUGGAAAAGAUGCAAACCUGAGAAAUAACCUUUUGUAUGGAGAUAUAUCAUAUUCUCCUUUAGAACAGUUAUCAGCCUUUGUAGAUGAGGUGUUGUUUCCAUUGUUAUCAAAUGAAAGGAAUCAUGAAUCAUGGCCCAAAGUAGUAUCAGACGAUGUUGUACGACAUGUUCAUACUUUAAAAACAGAUGUGUAUGUUAUUACUGGUCAGACCAAAGGCAAAACAUUGUUACCUUUACCUGUUGGUGCUGAAAAGAUUGAAGAGGCUGAUGACCAAAAAAUUGAGUCUGAUAGAUUACUGAUUCAUUCUAUUGAAUCCAUGGUCAUUGAUUGGACACACCAGAUACGAGAUGUAUUGAAGAGAGAUUCAGCUCAACCUCUUCUUGAAGGUCUUAAUCCAACACCAUUUGUUGAGAUAGAGUUUUGGAAAACUAAGGCAACAAACUUAGAAUGUAUUUAUGAUCAGCUGAAAGAACCAAAAGUUAGAAAGAUGGCAGAGCUCUUAGAAAAGAUAAAAAGCAGUUAUUAUCCAGUAUUUAAAGAUAUAUUUAGAGAUGUAAUUGCAGCUUUGGAGGAAGCUCGAGACAUCAACAUGUAUCUUAGACCAAUAAGACAUCAGUUUGAAGAUUUUGAACAGGCAGAAUUUGAUGAGUGUGAGCCCUACUUGGCACCAUUAAUGCAUACUGUCUGUCUCAUAUGGACACAUUCACAAUACUACAACACUCCAGCAAGGAUAAUUGUAUUAUUACAAGAAAUGUGUAAUAUGAUUAUAAACCAGGCAAGGAAUUAUUUAGAUCCAGCAGAAAUAUUUAAAGGUGAAUUAGAAGAAAGUAUUGAUAAAAUAAAGAAAACUGUGCACAUACUACACUCAUACAGAGAAGCUUAUGAAGAUCACAGAGAUAAAAUGAAGACUUAUUUUAGUGGAAAUAUGGAAGUCAGAGAAUGGGAGUUUGCUCCAAAAUUGGUUUUUGCAAGAUAUGACAAGUUUACAGAGAGGGCUGUGACUAUACUGGAAUUAAUGGAGACUGCUGUAGAAUUCCUGAAGCUUGAAAAAGUUGAAAUUGGUAACAUAAAGGGGAGGCAACUAAGUCAAUAUGUUGUUACUAUCUAUGAAGAGUUUAAUGAUGUUUUCAAAGUCUUUGCAGAGAGAAGUUAUGAUCCUAUGGAUCCAAAUAAUACAGUAGAUGACAAGGCAUUCAUGAAUGAUUACAAUAGUUUCCUCAACAGAAUUACAGAUUUUGAUAAGAGAUUGGGAACAAUAUUGUGCCAAGCUUUUGAUGAUUGUUGUACUUCAGAAUCCAUGUUUAAGUUGUUAGAAAUAAUGGGAGGUCUUCUGGAGAGAAAUGAUAUCAAAUGUAACUUUGAUGGGAAAUAUCCUAUAAUUGUUGAAACAGUGAUGAAAGAAUUAGAUGUUGCUAAAGGAAUCUAUGAUGAACAGAUAGCAAAGAUGAAGGAGCAAGGACAUGUCACGUUACAUAAGAACAUGCCCAAAAUUGCUGGAAGUUUAAGAUGGGCCAAGGAACUCAGGCAUAGAAUAACUGCACCAAUGCAUGAGUUUAAAAAAUUGGAACAUCCAUGCAUGCAAGGGGGAGCAGCAAAACUUGUGUUUACUAAGUUUGAAGAAAUGCUUAAUCUUAUAAGUGGAUGGAAUCAAGAAGUUUAUGAGGACUGGGCACAGAAUGUUGGUGCAUCCUGUUCACACAAUAUGAGUCAGCCUCUUCUACUUCGUAAUCCAAAUACAGACCUGAUUUCCGUGAACUUUGAUGCCAAGCUAACAGCCAUUUUAAGAGAGGUGAAGUACCUAAAAGUGGCUGACGUGGAGGAGAUUCCAGAGUCAGCAAGAGAUCUAUUUAAACAGAACGAUAUGUUUUGGAAAUAUGUCACCAAUCUAGAUUUAAUUGUUCAUCUUUACAACAAAAUUCGUAAUAAUGUCCUGGGAGUAGAAUACCCAUUGAUUGAAGGCCAGUUAAAACAACUAGACGUUAUACUUCAACAAGCCGAAACAACUCUUACCUGGGAAAGUGAAGGAGUUUGGGAAUACAUUCAGAUGACCAGAGAUCAUGUCAAUGAAUUAGAAUCUUCUGUACACAAGGCAAAGAACAAUAUUGAAGAAAUUAAUAAUUUGAUGUCAUCAUGGAGUAAGACGCCUUUGUUUGCACGCUAUGAAAACAAGCAUGAAACACUACUUAAUCUUGAUGAUAGAAAAGACAGAAUUGAAAAAAGAUAUGCUAAUAUAUCUGACAUUGGAACCAAAAUACACCAGUUGUUGCAGCAAAACAAGGAAUAUUUCAAGGUUGAUUCUGACUCAGAUGUUUGGGAACUAUAUGUAGAAUAUGUUGAUGAUAUGAUAGUGGAGGGAUUUGUCAGUACUAUUUAUUGUAGCAUGAAUUUCCUACUGGAUAAUACUGAUCCAAAGAAUAACAUUGGUCCAUUGUUUCAAGCUCAGCUAGAACUAGAGGUUCCAGAAUUGAUAUUUAAACCGUCCUUAGAUUAUAAUACAGAGGGUGGAUUCUAUGAGCUUGUAGAAGGACUUGUUACAGAUAUUUACAGACAGGCAGCAUUGAUUCCCAGAUUAGCUGUUCAUACUGGUAGAGAAGAUUACCAAAUGGAUCUUGAACAAAUGGUUGACCUAUCAGACAUGAGAAAUGAGUUGAUGGAGAGGAUGAAUAGUGUUAUGAGUAAAGCCAUAGAGUACAGAAACUCAUUUGAUGUUUAUGCAUACCUGUGGGUGGAUGAUAGGAAUGAAUUUAUGAAGCAGUUUUUACUGUAUAAUCAUGUGUUGACACCAGAGGAGAUAGAGGCAGCUGGGGAAGAAAGUAUCCCUGAAUCACCACCUACUCUAAAACAGUUCAAGGAACAGAUUGACAAUUUUGAGAACAUUUACCAAGACGCUCAAGAGAUUGAAUCAACUGAGUUAUUUGAUUCGUGGUUUAGAGUUAACUCCAAACCAUUCAAACAAGCUUUGCUCAACACAAUAAAAAGAUGGAGUUACAUGUUUAAACAACAUCUGAUAGAUCAUGUAACAAACAGUUUGAAGGAAUUAUCUAAGUUUAUAAAGAGCACUGAUUCCGGCCUACUAACUCCUAUAGAAGAAGGAGACUACAACGGAAUGGUAGAUUGUAUGGGUUAUCUGUAUGCUGUUAAGGAAAGACAGCAGGCUACUGAUGAAAUGUUUGAGCCUCUUAAACAAACCAUUGAACUACUAAAAACAUUUGAGCAAGAACUGCCAGAGGAGGUUCAUCUUCAAUUACAGGAGCUGCCAGAACAAUGGAACAACACAAAGAAAAUUUCUAUUACAGUCAAGCAACAAGUAGCACCACUGCAGGCCACAGAAGUGGCGAAUAUCAGGCGUCAUACUGCUUCAUUUGAUGUCACCCAACACAAGUUUAGAGAAAGUUUCAGAGGAAUAGGUCCAUUUAGAUAUGCAUGUGAACAGCCGUACAUUAUCUUAAAUGAGUACAAUGAAGUUCUUGCUGCUAUGGAAUUAGAAAUGUCUCAACUGACAGAUUCUGCAGGUUUGUUUGAAGUCCAUAUACCAGAUUUUAAGCAGCUCAAACAGUGUAGAAAAGAACUGAUCAUGUUAAAAACUCUUUGGGAUUACAUCAUCAUUGUAAAAAGCUGCUUUGAUGAUUGGAAGACUACUCAAUGGAAAGACAUCAAUGUUGAGCAGAUGGAUAUCGACUGCAAGAAAUUUUCUAAAGACAUUCGUACCUUGGACAAAGAAAUGAGGGCCUGGGACUCUUACUCAGGUGUGGAAGACAAUGUGAAGAAUAUGUUGACCUCUCUCAGAGCUGUUGGUGAAUUGCAGAACCCUGCCAUCAGAGAACGCCAUUGGCAACAGCUUAUGUCUGCUACUAAGGUGAGAUUUUCUAUGGAUGAAAAAACUACUCUGGCAGAUCUGCUGUCUUUAAACCUACAUAAUUAUGAAGAUGAAGUAAGAGGUAUUGUAGAUAAGGCUGUUAAAGAAAUGAGUAUGGAGAAGGUGUUGAAAGAAUUGGAUGUCACAUGGACUACAAUGGAAUUUGAACACGAUGCUCAUCCAAGGACUGGAAUUACUAUGCUGAAGACAAGUGAAGAACUCAUAGAAACACUGGAGGACAAUCAGGUACAAUUACAAAAUAUGUUGUCAUCAAAGUAUAUAGCCCAUUUCCUCACAGAAGUAUCAACAUGGCAGAAGAAAUUAUCAACAGCUGAUCAAGUGAUUUCUGUUUGGAUGGAAGUACAAAGAACAUGGUCUCAUUUAGAAAGUAUUUUUAUUGGUUCAGAAGAUAUAAGAAGUCAACUUCCAGAAGAUUCAGCAAGAUUUGAUGGUAUAGAUACUGAUUUUAAGGAACUGGUGAAAAAAAUGGAAACAACUAAGAAUACAGUAGAGGCAACUAACCAACCUAAUUUAUAUGAAAAACUUGAGACUUUGCAAGAAAAUCUGAUCCUGUGUGAGAAAGCCUUGGCUGAAUACUUGGAAACUAAGAGACUUGCAUUCCCAAGAUUUUACUUCGUGUCAUCGGCUGAUCUAUUAGAUAUUCUCUCUAAUGGAAACAAUCCACCAGUGGUUUCCCGUCAUUUAACUAAAUUAUUUGAUAGCAUGUCAAAGUUAGAAUUUGAGAAAGAUGACAAAGGAAACGUUCUGAAGAUGGCCGUAGGGAUGUAUAGUAAAGAUGGAGAAUAUGUUACUCUGGAUAAAACUUGUGAUUUAAAUGGACAGGUUGAAGCAUGGUUAAUGAGAUUGUUGAAUUCAAUGUGUAGCACUAUUAUGUAUGAAAUGUGUGAAUCUGUUUCAUCAUAUGAGGAAAAACCAAGAGAUCAGUGGCUAUUUGACUUUCCAGCUCAAGUGGCAUUAUGUGGCACUCAAAUCUGGUGGACAACAGAAGUUAACAUAUCAUUUGCCAGGUUGGAAGAGGGAUAUGAAAAUGCUUUGAAAGACUAUAGCAAGAAACAGAUUGCGCAGUUAAACAAUCUCAUUACAAUGUUGAUUGGAAACCUGUCCCAAGGCGAUCGUCAGAAAAUUAUGACCAUCUGUACCAUUGAUGUACAUGCUCGAGAUGUUAUAACAAAAAUGAUAGCCAACAAGGUGGACAGUUCACAAUCAUUUGCCUGGCUGUCACAAUUACGUCAUCGUUGGGAUGACAAUGAAAAAGAUUGCUUUGCUAACAUCUGUGAUGCUCAGUUUAGAUACUCCCAUGAAUAUUUAGGAAACACUCCACGACUUGUGAUCACACCAUUGACGGAUAGAUGUUACAUCACAUUAACACAAUCCCUUCAUUUGGUAAUGAGUGGAGCCCCUGCAGGUCCUGCGGGUACUGGUAAAACUGAAACCACAAAAGAUUUAGGGAGAGCUCUUGGUAUAAUGGUUUAUGUCUUCAACUGCUCAGAACAAAUGGACUACAAGUCUGUUGGUAACAUAUACAAAGGUUUGGCCCAGUCUGGUGCUUGGGGAUGUUUUGAUGAGUUUAACCGUAUUGCAGUAGAAGUCCUGUCUGUCAUUGCUGUUCAGGUGAAGAGUAUCCAGGAUGCUAUCAAAGAAAAGAAACUUAGAUUUAACUUCCAAGGAGAGAACAUUAGUAUUAAAUGGACUGUUGGGCUGUUCAUAACCAUGAACCCAGGUUAUGCUGGAAGAACAGAACUUCCAGAAAACUUGAAAGCCUUGUUCAGACCUUGUGCCAUGUGUGUUCCUGACUUUGAACUGAUCUGUGAAAUCAUGUUGGUAGCAGAAGGUUUUCUGGAAGCUAGACUUUUAGCCAGAAAGUUCAUCACAUUGUACAGUUUAUGUAAAGAACUGUUGUCUAAACAAGACCAUUAUGAUUGGGGAUUAAGGGCUAUUAAAUCUGUCUUGGUAGUCGCUGGUUCAUUGAAAAGAGGAGAUCCUGGCAGACCAGAAGAUCAGGUGUUAAUGAGAGCACUUAGAGAUUUCAACAUUCCAAAGAUUGUCACUGAUGAUGUACCUAUCUUCAUGGGUCUGAUUGGAGACUUGUUUCCAGCUCUCAAUGUGCCAAGAAAAAGAGAUCCGGAAUUUGAGAAAGAAAUCCGUAAAGCUAUUACUGAUCAGAAGUUACAGCCUGAAGAGAACUUCAUCCUCAAGGUGGUACAACUGCAGGAAUUAUUUGAGGUCCGCCAUUCUGUGUUUGACUUAGGAGCAGCAGGUGUUGGAAAGAGUAAAGUUUGGGGAUCGUUGUUUAAAACUUACAGAAAUCAGGGGAAGAAACCAACAGCUUUAGAUCUGGACCCAAAAUCUGUGACAAAUGAUGAACUGUUUGGUAUUAUUAACCCAGCUACUAGGGAAUGGAAAGAUGGUUUAUUUUCUGUGCUUAUGAGAGAUCUUGCUAACAUGCCAUCCGACAAUCCUAAGUGGAUUGUUCUUGAUGGAGACAUUGAUCCAAUGUGGAUUGAAUCACUCAAUACAGUAAUGGAUGACAACAAAAUAUUGACCUUAGCCAGUAAUGAAAGAAUUACAUUGACUCCAAGCAUGAGACUUCUAUUUGAGAUAAGUCACUUAAAGACUGCAACACCAGCCACUGUAUCAAGGGCAGGAAUCUUGUUUAUCAAUGCAGCUGAUGUUGGCUGGAAUCCGUAUGUUCAAAGCUGGACUGAUACAAGAGAGGUCCAGUCAGAGAGAGCUAACCUGACUAUCUUGUUUGACAAAUAUGUACCAACUUGCCUGGAUACCCUUCGUGUGAGAUUUAAGAAGGUGACACCAGUACCAGAGAUCAGCCAGGUUCAGAUGCUUUGUUACCUGUUGGAAGUUCUACUGACACCAGAGAACACACCACCAGACUGCCAUAAAGAAUUGUAUGAGCUGUAUUUCGUGUUUGCUUGUGUAUGGGCAUUUGGAAGUGUCAUGUUCCAGGAUCAGCUUGUUGACUAUAGGAUAGAAUUCACUAAAUGGUGGGUGACGGAGUUCAAACACAUCAAGUUUCCUGGCCAUGGAACUGUGUUUGAUUAUUAUAUAGAUGCAGAAACACACAAAUUUGAACCAUGGACCAAAAAGGUCGUGAAGUUUGAAUUAGAUCCAGAAUUGCCUUUACAGGCUGCCUUGGUCCAUACAGCAGAAACAACCAGAGUCAAGUAUUUCCUAGAUAUGUUGAUUGAGAAAAAGAGGCCAGUCAUGCUUGUUGGAACAGCUGGUACAGGCAAGACAGUAUUGAUGCAGGCUAAACUAUCAAGCUUGCCAGAUGAAUUUAUGGUGGCUAAUGUCCCUUUCAAUUUCUAUACAACCUCAGCUAUGUUGCAAGGAAUAUUAGAAAAGCCUUUAGAGAAGAAAGCUGGUAGGAACUAUGGUCCACCUGGAACAAGGAGAUUGAUCUAUUUUGUAGAUGAUAUGAAUAUGCCUGAGGUUGAUGUGUAUUUUACUGUUCAGCCUCACACCUUGAUAAGGCAACAUAUCGACCAUGGUCAUUGGUAUGACAGAGCCAAGCUUACUUUAAAGGAAAUUCAUAACACACAGUAUGUUGCUUGUAUGAAUCCUACAGCUGGUAGCUUUACAAUAGAUUCAAGGCUUCAGAGACAUUUUUGUGUAUUUUCCGUCAACUUUCCAAAUGUUGAAGCUCUACAAACCAUCUACACCAGUAUUCUGUCUCAACAUCUGAAUAUCAGUGGAUUCCCAGCAGCUGUUCAGAAAUACUCAACUGUGUUGGUUAAUGGAGCAUUGGCACUUCAUGCAAAAGUUUCUACAACUUUCUUACCGACAGCCAUCAAAUUUCACUAUGUCUUCAAUCUUAGAGACCUUUCUAAUAUAUUUCAAGGUUUGUUGUUUGCUAUGCCAGAUUGUGCCAAGACAAAUAUUGAUCUGAUUCGUCUGUGGAUGCAUGAAGCAGGACGUGUCUACGGUGAUAAGCUUGCAGAUGAAAAUGAUAUUGAAAUAUUUGACAAACUCAUUAAAGACAUCUGUAAAAGAUCUUUUGAGGACACUAACGAAGAGAUCUUAUUCAGGAAACCCAAUAUUUUCUGCCAUUUUGCCACAGGAAUUGGAGAUCCAAAGUACAUGCCCGUAGAAGGAUGGCCAGAGUUAAAUAAGUUAUUAACAGAAGCUUUAGAUAAUUACAAUGAACUAAAUGCAAUUAUGAAUCUGGUCAUGUUUGAAGAUGCAAUGUCCCAUGUAUGUAAGAUCAACAGAAUUUUAGAAUCUCCUCGAGGUAAUGCUUUGUUGAUAGGUGUUGGUGGCAGUGGAAAGCAAAGUUUAUCCAGACUCGCAGCUUUUAUAAGUAGUCUGGAUGUGUUCCAGAUUACACUUAGGAAAGGUUAUAGUAUUGCCGAUCUUAAAGUGGAUAUAGCUCAGUUGUACAUUAAAACAGGCUUGAAAAAUGUUGGUAUGAUGUUCUUAAUGACUGAUGCUCAAGUUGCUGAUGAGAAGUUUUUAGUAUUAAUUAACGACUUGCUGGCUUCUGGUGAGAUUCCAGAUCUGCUCCCAGAUGAUGAGAUUGAGAAUAUUAUCAAUGGGAUGAGGAAUGAAGUACGAGCUACUGGAAUGGAAGAUUCAAAGGAAAACUGCUGGAAAUUCUUCAUUGAUAAAGUCAGAAAAACUCUAAAGGUGGUUUUAUGUUUCUCCCCUGUUGGGUCAACAUUGAGGGUGAGAAGUCGCAAGUUUCCAGCCGUGACAAAUUGUACAUGUAUAGAUUGGUUCCAUGAAUGGCCAGUAGAAGCUCUGAAUUCUGUAUCUCAAAGAUUCUUACAGGAAGUAGAACUGCUUUCACCUGAUAUGAGAACUUCAAUAUCUAAGUUCAUGGGUUUUGUACAUAAUUCUGUGAAUGCGAUGAGUCAGACUUACCUACAGAAUGAAAGGAGAUAUAAUUAUACCACACCAAAAAGUUUCCUGGAACAGAUUAAACUCUACCAAAAUUUACUGAAGAAGAAAAAUCUUGAAUUACAAGCCAAGAUUGUUAGGCUUGAAAAUGGUUUAGAAAAGUUGAGGAGUACUGCCCAGCAAGUAGAUGAUUUAAAAUCUAAAUUGGCUUCACAAGAAGUAGAGCUUGCCCAGAAAAAUGAAGAUGCAAACAAACUGAUUUCUGUGGUUGGUGCAGAAACGGAGAAGGUGUCUGCAGAAAAGGCUAUUGCUGAUGGCGAAGAAAAGAAGGUUUCAAAAAUCAAUGAAGAAGUGUCCAAAAAACAAACUGAUUGUUUGGCUGACCUGUCCAAGGCUGAACCUGCUCUAGCUGCUGCCGUAGAGGCUCUUAAUACUUUAAACAAGGCCAAUUUGACAGAAUUGAAGUCUUUUGGAUCUCCACCUGGUGCUGUAAUUAAUGUAGCAUCAGCUUGCAUGUGUUUGUUAUUUACCAAUGGGAAAAUUCCAAAAGACAAAAGUUGGAAAGCAGCUAAAAGUUCUAUUAUGAACAAGAUUGAUGCUUUUCUGGAUAACCUGAUUAAUUAUGACAAAGAUAACAUUCACGAGAAUUGUCUAAAAGCAGUUGAUCCUUACCUGAAAGAUCCUGAGUUUAAUCCUGAUUUUAUAAGAUCUAAGUCUGGUGCUGCUGCUGGUCUCUGCUCCUGGGUCAUCAACAUUGUAACUUAUUAUAAUGUAUAUUGCACUGUAGAGCCUAAGCGUAUGGCCCUUGCUCAAGCCAAUGCCGAAUUAAAUGCUGCAAAGGAAAAACUUAAACAUAUUACAGCUAAAAUCAAUCAAUUGGAGGCUGAUCUUAAAAAGUUGACUGACGAGUUUGAGAAAGCAACAAAUGAGAAACUAAGAUGUCAACAAGAGGCUGAACUGACAGGCAAGACUAUUGAUUUAGCUAACAGAUUAGUUGGAGGUCUAGCAUCUGAAAAUGUAAGAUGGGCUGAAUCUAUAAGUGAAUAUAGAGAACAGGAGAAAACAUUGCCAGGGGAUGUUUUGUUGACUACAGCCUUUGUAUCAUACUUUGGAUGUUUUACUAAACAGUACAGAUUAGAUUUAAUGGAUGGUCAUUGGAUCCCAUUCUUAAACAGCUUAGAAAUCCCAAUACCUAUCUCAGAAGGUCUGGACCCCCUAAGUCUUCUGACUGAUGAUGCACAGAUAGCUACAUGGAAUAAUGAAGGUCUACCUAGUGACAGAAUGUCAUCAGAAAAUGCCACUAUUCUAUCCAACUGUGAACGUUGGCCUCUGAUGAUUGAUCCUCAGCUUCAAGGAGCAAACUGGAUCAAAACAAAGUAUGGAGCAAACUUGAAAAUUAUACGUCUUGGUCAGAAAGGUUACCUAGAUGCCUUAGAAAGAGCUGUUUCGUCAGGAGAUGUUGUUUUUCUAGAAAAUAUUGGAGAAACUGUUGAUCCUGUAUUAGAUCCUCUUAUUGGUAGAAACACUAUUAAAAAAGGACGAGCUAUCAAAAUGGGUGACAAGGAGGUUGAAUAUCAUCCCGACUUUAAACUUGUCAUUCAGACUAAACUUGCUAACCCACAUUAUCAACCAGAAAUGCAAGCUCAGACAACACUUAUUAAUUUUACUGUUACCAAAGAUGGAUUAGAAGAUCAGUUGUUAGCUGUUGUUGUUGGAAAGGAGAGACCUGAUUUAGAGAAGCUGAAAGCUGAUCUUACCAGACAACAGAACCAGUUUAAGAUUACAAUCAAAGAAUUAGAAGAUUCCUUACUGGCUCGUUUGUCAGCGGCUGAAGGCAACUUUCUUGGAGACUAUGCUUUAGUGGAGAAUUUAGAAACAACUAAGAGAACUGCAGCAGAAAUUGAGAUAAAGGCAGCUCAGGCUAAAAAGACUGAGGUAGAAAUCAACACAGCUAGAGAACAUUACAGACCAGCUGCUGCUAGAGCAUCUCUUCUCUACUUCAUACUUAAUGAUCUCAACAAAAUACAUCCCAUGUACCAGUUCUCACUAAAGGCAUUCAGUGUGGUAUUUGAGAAGGCCAUAGAUAAAGCAGAACCACAUGAGGAGGUUAAAGGCAGAGUUGACAACUUGAUAGAUUGUAUUACACAUUGUGUCUUCCUGUAUACAGCAAGAGGAUUAUUUGAAAAAGAUAAAAUUAUUUUUACAGCUCAAAUGAAUUUCCAGAUUUUAUUGGCCAGUAAAGAAAUAAGCACUUCGGAGCUGGACUUUCUUCUUAGAUUUCCAGCUGUUCCUAAUGUGACAUCACCAGUUGAUUUCAUGAGUAACAACAGUUGGGGAGGAAUUAAGGCUAUGUCUGGUAUGGAUGAUUUCCGCAACUUAGACCGUGAUAUCGAAGGAUCUGCUAAAAGAUGGAAGAAGUUUGUAGAAAGUGAAGCUCCAGAGAAGGAGAAGUUCCCUCAGGAAUGGAAAAAUAAAACAUCUCUUCAGAAACUGUGUAUGAUGAGGGCUUUAAGGCCUGACAGAAUGACAUAUGCUGUUACAACAUUUGUUGAAGAGAAACUUGGAGGAAAGUACACCAGUGGUGCUGGAGUGGAGUUUGCCAAGUCAUUUGAAGAAUCAGGUCCGGCUACACCAAUGUUCUUCAUCUUAUCUGCUGGUGUUAAUCCACUCAAAGAUGUAGAAAUGCACGGUAAAAAGAUUGGAUGGAUGGAAGAUAAUGAAAACUUUCAUAUUAUCUCCCUUGGACAAGGUCAAGAGGUUGUUGCUGAGAAAUUUAUGGAUCUUUCUGCAGAAAAAGGGCAUUGGGUUAUCUUAGAGAAUGUACAUUUAGUUGCCAAAUGGCUGCCUACUUUAGAGAAGAAGAUAGAGAAGUAUAGUGAGAAUAGUCAUCCUGAUUAUCGUGUGUUUAUUAGUGCAGAACCUGCAGGCACACCAGAAUCCCACAUUAUGCCACAAGGAAUACUGGAGAGUGCUAUCAAAAUCACCAAUGAACCUCCAACAGGAAUGUUUGCUAAUCUUCAUAAAGCCUUAGAUAACUUUAACCAGGAAAGCUUGGAAAUGUGUUCAAAAGAGACAGAAUUCAAGAUUAUUUUAUUCUCCCUGUGUUAUUUCCAUGCUGUUGUCUGUGAAAGGCGUAAGUUUGGACCACAAGGCUGGAAUAGGUCAUAUCCAUUCAACAAUGGAGAUCUAACCAUUAGUGCUAUGGUCUUGUAUAAUUAUUUAGAAGCCAAUUCUAAAGUGCCAUGGGAAGAUUUGAGGUAUCUGUUUGGUGAAAUCAUGUAUGGUGGUCACAUCACAGAUGACUGGGAUCGACGUCUUGAUAAGACAUAUCUAGAGGUCUAUAUGCAUCCAAUCAUGCUUGACGGUGAGUUAUUUUUAGCUCCUGGAUUUCCAUCCCCACCAAAUACUGAUUAUAAAGGUUACCAUGCUUACAUAGAUGAAUGUUUACCACCAGAAAGUCCAUACUUGUAUGGCCUUCAUCCUAAUGCAGAAAUAGAGUUUCUCACAACUUUAUCAGAAAACAUGUUUAGGACUGUCUUUGAGAUGCAACCCAGAGAUGCUGGAGCGGGAGCAGGAGCAGGUGUCAGUAGAGAAGAAAAGAUUAAAGGAAUUCUGGAUGAAAUAUUAGAUAAGUUACCAGAGGAGUUUAAUCUAUUGGAAUUAAUGGCUAAAGUUCCUGUUGAAGAAAGAACUCCAUACAUUGUUGUUGCUUUCCAAGAAUGUGAAAGGAUGAAUGUACUCAGUAGUGAAUUGAGAAGAUCAUUAAAGGAACUCAAUCUUGGUUUGAAGGGAGAAUUGACUAUAACUGCUGCCAUGGAAGAUAUUGGUAAUGCCUUGUUUUUGGAUUCUAUCCCAGCCAGCUGGGCCAAGAGAGCCUACCCAUCACUGUUUGGUCUGUCAGCCUGGUAUGUUGAUCUGUUGCUGAGAAUUAAAGAAUUAGAGAACUGGGUUGCUGACUUCCAGUUACCUGCUGCUGUAUGGCUUGGUGGAUUCUUUAACCCACAAUCAUUCCUAACAGCUAUUAUGCAGCAAAUGGCAAGAAAGAAUGAAUGGCCAUUAGAUCGUAUGGCUUUGCAGUGUGAUGUUACUAAGAAGAAUCGUGAAGAUAUGGCUGGUCCUCCUCGUGAAGGGGCAUAUGUACAUGGAUUGUUUAUGGAAGGAGCCAGAUGGGACCUACAGACAGGAAUGAUAGCUGAGGCACGUCUAAAGGAAUUGGCAUCUCCAAUGCCAGUCAUAUUCAUUAAAGCUAUUCCUGUAGAUCGUAUGGAUGCCAGAAAUGUAUAUGAAUGUCCAGUAUACAAGACAAAAAGCAGAGGACCAACUUAUGUUUGGACAUUCAACCUCAAAUCAAAGGAGAAAGCAAGCAAAUGGACAUUAGGAGGAGUAGCUCUGUUACUUCAAGUUUAAACACUAUGUAAAAAAAUACAAUUGUUGACAGAAAGUUGAGCAUUUGAAGGUCCACUCCAUAUAUUCAAUUUUUGGAUCAUUUAAGGUGGCUCGUGGGUAUAAAAAUUUUAGCAAAAAAUUAAACCUUUAUUUUUUCAUUACAAAUUUUAUUUAUUACACUAUUUAUAGAUUAUCGUGGAUCAUCUCAACGAGAUUGAUUUUUCUCGCUUGAGCUGGUACAGCGAAAGUGAGAAAAGCAAGCGAGUUGAGAUGAACAAUGAUAAUCUAUUUAUCGCUAUUUUACCUAUGACGACGUUGUCAAUUUCAUCAUGUUCAUGUCAAUUUCGUUAGCAACGCCACGUGGCCUCCUUAGUUUCUAGUGAUAAUUAUUCCAUCUCAAGCGAGUAGCAUGAUAUGAAAAUUAUCACAAAAAAAGAUCAAACGAAAAAUGCACAAAAUAGCGAUAAUAGUUGUUACUUUAAGAUAUGGUACAAAAAAACAACCCAAAAAAUGAUUUGGUUUGGCCCCAGAUGACUUUAAAAAUUGAAAAAGCUCCAAAUUAUCUCCCUUUGGUGCAAAAAUGCAAUUUUUUGGCCUUAAAUUUGAAAUAUCUUUGUUAACUCAUCGGUGACCUAUAUUUUUUAUUAUUGUUUUCAAAUAAGCUGUACAUAAACUAAAUAAUUGUAAAAUUUAAGCGAUUUCUUAUAUUAGGUUAUUUUUUUAUUUCGAUAUUUCCUCUUUUUCUCCUAUUAGUUCAACAGAAAAAAAGGGCAUUAACAAAAAUGUAUGCUUCUCCCAGAGGCAGAUUUUAGCUUAAAUGAACGGUGACCUCAUUUUUUUAUUUCAUUUUUCUUUUAAGUAUAUGAUAAAGUUCAUUUAUGAAAAAAUAUAGCGAAAUCCUAUAUUAGAAAAAAAAAAUCAUUUAUACCUAGGAGCCCCCUUAAGUAGAAAUAAAUUUAAUUUUGCUUUGUUUACACAUGCAUGCAAUAUUUUGUUUUACUGCUUGAUAUGCAAAUGGUGCUAUUAGCCAUAUAAAAUGGUGCUAUCCAACAGUAUUUAUUAUUUGUUAUAUUUGAUUUUCUCAUUAUUUAUUGAAUUUGUUUCCAAAAUUGCCAAAUAAUUACUAGUAUUACAGUAAUAGAAUAUUUAUAUAUUUAUUUAGAGUUCUAUGUUUACAGUUUUUCGAUUGUUUUCCUAUAAAUGUGUUCAUAUACUUUUGUUUACCAGUUGAAUUUAAGUUGUUU